AUUGUCUUACUCCAGCAACUAAAGUCCUGGCGACAUCUACAAAGCUAAAACUCAAACUUUCUUCUUCUUCGUACUGUCCGCCUCCUCGCUUCUUAAUCUUCCUUCUUCAUAUCACAAAUCCUCCAAACUCUGCCUUCCUCUUCCUGCCCCUUCCCGUCUCCGUUUAACCGCCGUGUGUCCGCCACCGGUAACAACAAUGUCACAGUCUCUCCAUUUCUCACCGAACCUCACUUUCGCCAAACAACCUUUCCCUAAGCUCCCUCUCCCAUUCCCAACCUCCAAUUCCCGGUAUCCAGUCAAUAAUUAUAAAUCACUCUCAAUCAAAGCGUCCACGUCGCCGUCAUCAUCAUCAGAUCCUCAAGUUUUAGUUGCGGAUAACGGAACAGGGAACAGCGGCGUUUUGUAUAAUAAUAACAACAAAUCAGUUACAGUUUCUGAUCCGAGCUCAAUUGAAGUUGACGCCGUGACGGAGACGGAGUUAAAAGAGAAUGGAUUCAGGAGUACACGUAGGACAAAGCUAGUGUGUACGAUAGGACCAGCGACUUGUGGAUUUGAAGAGCUGGAAGCGUUAGCAGUAGGAGGAAUGAAUGUAGCGAGAAUUAAUAUGUGUCAUGGAACACGUGAGUGGCACAAGAGUGUAAUUGAACGUGUUAGGAGAUUGAAUGAAGAGAAAGGUUUUGCUGUUGCUAUUAUGAUGGAUACUGAAGGUAGUGAAAUUCAUAUGGGUGAUUUAGGUGGUGCUUCUUCUGCUAAAGCUGAGGAUGGUGAAAUCUGGACUUUUAGUGUCAGAGCCUAUGAUUCUCCUCGCCCAGAGCGCACCAUCAAUGUUAACUAUGACGGUUUUGCUGAGGAUGUGAAAGUUGGGGAUGAGCUACUUGUGGAUGGUGGAAUGGUUAGGUUUGAGGUGAUUGAGAAAAUUGGCCCAGAUGUCAAGUGCCGAUGUACUGAUCCUGGACUGUUAUUACCACGAGCUAAUUUGACUUUCUGGAGGGAUGGGAGUCUUGUUAGAGAACGUAAUGCAAUGCUUCCAACAAUUUCCUCUAAGGAUUGGUUAGAUAUUGACUUUGGUAUCGCAGAGGGUGUUGAUUUUAUUGCAAUAUCUUUUGUCAAGUCUGCUGAAGUGAUUAAUCAUCUUAAAAGCUACAUUGCUGCAAGGUCUCGUGACAGUGAUAUAGCUGUCAUUGCUAAGAUAGAGAGUAUUGACUCAUUGAAGAACUUAGAAGAGAUCAUUCGAGCAUCAGAUGGAGCUAUGGUAGCAAGAGGAGAUCUGGGUGCUCAGAUACCAUUGGAACAGGUUCCAUCAGCCCAGCAAAACAUUGUUCAGGUCUGCAGGCAGCUAAAUAAGCCAGUCAUUGUUGCUUCUCAGUUACUUGAAUCAAUGAUUGAAUACCCUACACCCACCAGAGCAGAAGUGGCUGAUGUUUCUGAAGCUGUUAGGCAACGGGCUGAUGCUUUGAUGCUCUCUGGUGAGUCAGCCAUGGGCCAGUACCCCGAGAAGGCAUUGGCUGUUCUCAGAAGUGUCAGUGUGAGAAUUGAGAAGUGGUGGAGAGAAGAGAAGCACCAUGAAGCAAUGGAACUCCCAGCAAUUGGAUCCACUUAUUCCGACUCUAUUUCAGAGGAGAUUUGCAACUCUGCUGCCAAGAUGGCGAACAACUUGGGGGUGGAUGCACUUUUUGUGUAUACAAAAGAUGGUCACAUGGCAUCUCUCUUGUCUCGUUGCCGGCCUGACUGCCCAAUCUUUGCUUUUACAACUACCACAUCUGUACGGAGACGCCUGAAUUUACAGUGGGGCCUGAUUCCCUUCCGCCUGAGCUUUGCUGAUGAUAUGGAAAGCAACCUUAACAAAACCUUCUCUUUGCUCAAGGCUAGAGGAAUGAUCAAAUCGGGUGAUCUUGUUAUAGCUGUUUCAGACAUGUUACAGUCCAUCCAAGUUAUGAAUGUUCCUUAGAAUUUAUUUUAGAUCGCUGACGCCAUUUCAACCCUUCAUCUAGACUGCCUUAUCUAUUAUUUGCUAUGUCCAUCGUUACUAGUUCUGCAAUUUGGUUACUGCUGGAAAGAUUUGCUGGAAAGGAAACGGAGAGUAACUGUGAGUUCAUCAUGUUUUCACCUGGCUUUAUGCUUGUUAUUUCAAGGAGAGCCUCCUAUUUUUCAAAAUGGUUGGUUGGGAUUAUUCCAUUUUUGGCAGGUAAUCACAAUUUUACCCAGUGACUUCACUUUGCUUAGGUUGAGAGUGAUCUAUUGGUUAAUGUACCAAAGAAGAUAGAGCUGUAAUUACAAACAGUAUGCGUGUACUAGUAUGCUAUUUACCAGCUUGAAUUAAUGGUUCAACAAAUGCUUAGACUAA
Molecule: messenger RNA, 2344 nt
Organism: Ricinus communis (castor bean)
Lineage: Eukaryota; Viridiplantae; Streptophyta; Magnoliopsida; Malpighiales; Euphorbiaceae
Product: pyruvate kinase isozyme A, chloroplastic-like
Exons: 6
Coding region: 197-1948 (583 amino acids)
Biological process (GO): glycolytic process
Cellular component (GO): cytoplasm; chloroplast stroma
Molecular function (GO): pyruvate kinase activity; magnesium ion binding; potassium ion binding
Source: RefSeq, a predicted model, not a curated record